GCCAAACAUGACGUCCCUUCGCCUCCUGGCACUGGCCUUCGCAGCCAUUCAUCUUCCUACGAUUGUUGCUCUUCCGGCAACCGACGCCCAGCUUCUGCCAACUUCACUUCAGACUUGCUUGAAGAACUCCGGUACAGAUGUCGUCUACCCUAGUGAUAGCAGAUAUAAUGCGCUGGCAAAACCGCAGAACACCAACUACCAGGCUCACCCGGAGGUCAUUGUGGUUCCUUCUUCGGCAGAACAGCUCGCAGCCAUCGUGCGAUGUGUUGCUGCUGAUAAGGGGAGCACUAAAUUGAGUCCUCGGGGAGGUGGACAUAGCUAUGCUGCCUAUAGUUUCUCAGGGCAGGUCGUCAUCAACCCUAGCAAGAUGAAGACGAUUUCUAUCGAUGAGACCAAGAAGGAAGUGACGGUGCAAUUCGGUCAGACGUUGGGUCCGCUGGCCAAGACGAUCGGACAAAAAGGUUACGCGCUACCGCAUGGCACUUGUCCUACGGUAGGCGUGGCAGGACACUCCCUGGGUGGUGGAUGGGGUUAUGCCUCGCGCAAAUGGGGCUGGUUGGUGGAUCGAAUUGUGGCUCUGCAGUUUGUCGAUGUCAACGGAAAUAUCAAGCGACUCAGCGCCAGUUCGACAGGGGCAGAUGCUGAGCUGUGGUGGGCUCUUCGCGGCGCAGGUUCCAACAACUUUGGUGUCGUCACUGCAUUCACCUUUGCACUGGAGCAAGCCCCUACUGCCACUGUAAACUACGAGCUGCACUUCGGCCCGGAGGCAGACUGCACCCAGGUCCUGCUGGAGGUCCAAGCGAUGGGAACCCUGCCUGCUACCGACCCUAACGGCCUUCCUCUAGAUCUGGGAGUUGAGGUGUUGCUGAUGGGUCGCGAUAACAACGAAGAUAGCGCCUGCCAGCUCCAAGGCCAAUACCUCGGCAAAAAGUCCGCAUACCAGCCGGUCAUGAACAGACUACUGAACAAGCUCGCUGCGAAAGGCAUCAAGCCAAAGACCUCCGAUUCCAAAGUCAACGAGUUUAGUAGUUGGGUUGCUGCCCUCACCGACCUCAUGGGUCCUCUCGAUGCGUCGGACGAUUAUCUGCCAUACUACGCCCAGUCCCUUGUCGACAACGGAGCUCCCAACUACACGCAGAAGCAGACGAACCUUGUCUUCGAUGCACUCCGCGUGGCAAGGGGCAUCAAGAAGACGGAAAAUGACGUUUCCUUCGACCUCCUCGGCCCCGGAUCUAAGACAAACGGCCCAACUUCCACCGGCGAUAUGGCGUACAUUCAUCGUCAAAGCCUGUUUCUGGUCCAGAUCUAUUCGGCCUAUUUCCCCGGUUUUAGUGAUUCCACGCGUGCAAGCGCAGUUAAAAAAAUCACGGCGAUCACAAAUGCGAUCAAGCAAGCCAGACCAGCCAGCGAAUGGCACUCUUAUCAGAACUAUAUCGACCCUCAUCUGGAGAACUUUGGCCCUCAAUACUAUGGCGAGGGGCUUGACCGUUUGAAAGCGUUGAAGUCAGUGGCAGAUCCUAACACGAUCUUUGACUUUCCUCAAGGUCUAGUUCAUGCGUAGGAUGGAGCUCUCGGACUUGAUGCCGCCGUGGUUCAUUGGCUGGAGCUGAGUACUACUUUCAAGAUAAGUUACUAUUGAUGUUAUAAUCGACCGCCGCUAUGGCAUCUAGCUUGAACAUAAAUAAGCCUUGAAGAUCUCAUUUACCA
Messenger RNA from Aspergillus steynii IBT 23096, 1707 nucleotides. RefSeq names its product FAD-binding domain-containing protein. NCBI's taxonomy places the organism in Eukaryota, Fungi, Ascomycota, Eurotiomycetes, Eurotiales, Aspergillaceae. The transcript has 2 exons. The record is from RefSeq and is a predicted model, not a curated record. The coding region runs from base 8 to 1561 and encodes 517 amino acids. Gene Ontology annotation, molecular function: oxidoreductase activity; FAD binding.